AUGUUGGACUUUCUCUCUGUGUUACGGCAGAAACCUGUGUUGACGCAGACUGAUGUCAAGCAGGAGGGACCUACGAUGACCGGUGGAAAGCUCAACGUAUCUGCUAAAAAAGGCUGUCAAAAAGAGCUGAAAGGGCCUCCAUUCAUCAGCAAGCCAGAGAUCAUCCUCUUUAAGGACUUUGAAGUGGGGAAAACGUACAAGAAGAAAAUCAUCCUGACCAACAUCAGCUAUGUCACGAACCACUGCAAGCUUCUGACAGUCUCUGCUCGACUCAAAGAUUUCAUCUCCAUCAGCUUUGAGCCUCCUGGUUGUUUGUCACCUGGAAUGUCAUGUGACCUGCAGGCCGUUUUCCAACCCAUGAUUAAUGAGGACCUGGAGGGAGAGCUGGAGUUCUCAUCUACAACAGGUCCCUUCUGUGUGCCAGUUAAAUGCAGCAUAAAGAAAUGUGAUCUGCAGGUUGACAGUCCAUUUGUUGACUUCGGUUCACACGUGGUGGGCCAGACUAUUUCACGGACGAUCACCUUGACCAACAAGGGUGCACUGGCAACUGUCUUCAGCCUGGAUACCUCUGAAAGUCUCCCUCCAGAACCUCACCAUGUCCAAAUGUCACCCCAGGACGCCGCCAAAUGCCAGGAGGAAAACGGUCAGAACAAACCAUGUGAUACUCAGAGGAGCUCUGCGAGUUCUCUGGAAAGUGCAGAAGUCCAACCACAGCAGGAGGAUGAGGAGGGUGUUCAGCCAGUGGAGCAGCAGGAGGAAGCAGCUGCAGGGGCUGAAGCUGUUCCUGAGGUUCUCCUGACCCCUGACGUGGACUCGCAUAUAGAUGAGAACGCUUUAGACUCCACAUCCGAAAUACGGUUAGGAAAUAUGAGAGAGGGGGAGAUUGGACCUUUUCAGAGCGUCAAACUGGAGGUCAUCUUCACACCAACCAUCCCAGGAGAAGCCAGGCUGCUCUUCUACAUCAGAUUCUCAGACGUAAACAGCGAACCAAUACCGAUAGAGGUGAGGGGGGCAGCAGUUAGCGUUCCUGUGUGGGUGUCUGAACCCAGUAUGAACCUAAAGAUCUGCAUGUUCGACCGCCUCUACCAGGACACUGUGGUUGUACAAAGCCGAGCCAACACAGCGCUGAAACUGACCUUUGAGGUGUGCCAGGAAAUGAAGAACCACAUCGAGAUACUGCCCAAGAUAGGCUUCGUCCAGGCUAAGUCAAGCUUCAAUGCCCAACUCAAGUUCUUGCCAAGACGCUCUUUACCUAAAGAUGCCAAGGAGUUUUUUGACAGAGAUACUGGAGUCCUGGAGGUUCCACUGACGGUGAACGUUUCAGGCCAGGUGCAGCCGGUGCCUUUCACAGUCCAAGCCAUCGUGACCUCCUCAGAUCUGCACUUUGACCAGACCCAGGUGGACUUCGGCUCCUGCUCCAUUUACCAUUCAGUCCGAAGCAGGAUCCAUGUGACCAACCGCUCACUGCUGCCCCAGGACUUUGGCUUCACUGGGAUUCCAGAGUUUAUUGAAGUCCAGCCUAAUGAUGGUUUUGGCACACUGCUCCCACAAGAGACUACGGCCAUUGAUCUGAUUUUUAGUGCCAAGAAGGCUAAAAAAUACCAUUUCCAACUCAUCUGCAAGUCUGGAAUUAACAGAGACUUCCCUCUGACUUGCAGAGCAGUGGGUGUCCACCCUCCACUGGAGCUCAGCUGUUCUCUGGUCCAGUUUAGAGCCACUGCCGUAGGCGACCAUUCCACGGCCCUCCUCCAUCUGAUCCACCGUCCCCCCCCUGACCACGGUCCGUCCAAACAGCCGGUCCCACCAGUGGAAGGGAAGGCUGCGGCGCCGGUCGGACCCCGCCUGUUCUCCUUCAGUUUGCCUCAGGAUUCAGACAUCAGCAUCAGUCCUCCUGCAGGACGCCUUCUGCUUGGAGAGCGGUGUCCAGUCCAGGUGACGUUCCGACCCAGGCUGUCAGAGCAGGACAUCAAAGCCGAGGCGUGGCGUCUGGUCCAACGGGCCGAGCUCCAGCCUGAGGACACAGCCACGGAACGGCAGGCUCAAAGGGAGGACGUCCCACCAGAGUCCAGUACAGGACAGAGGACAUGUGCAAAUACAGAGACCGGAAAGGUCCCAGACGACCCCAGUGAGGACCACCCAGCUCCUGAUCCUGAUCCUGAUCCUGAUCCUGAUCCUGAUCCUGAUCCUGAUCCUGAUCCUGAUCCCAUGGACAUUCAGCCACAGUCUGAGCAGUACGAGCAGGGCCGGGCCUCUCUGCUGUCGUCCUUCACUCGUCGGUAUCAGGAGUUCACCGUUCCCUGUUUGGUGUCGGACCCUCUGGAGGCUCAGCCGUCAUGGAGUCCCUCCAACACCCUCUACCUGAAGCUCCAGUGUCCUGCUGUACAGCCCCCUCUAGUGGUGAUAUCUGAGAGUGGUCGGCCCAUCCUAGACUUCCAUCAGGUGGCAGUGGGUGAGAAAGUGAUAAAAAAGUGUACAGUGCAAAACAUCUGUACGGAAACACUGGAGUUGUCCUCGUCGCUGCUGGACGUACAUGGCCCAUUCUCGCUGCUAAACGCUCUGAGGUGCAUAAGACCUGGAGAAAAACACACUCUUCUUGUGGCCUUCAGCCCAGGUCUGAGCAGAAAGUUCCAGGAGACCCUGGAGGUGCAGAGCCAGAGGAUGAGCCUACAGAUCAGUGUGUGUGGGGAAGGUGUGGCUCCUGACGUCAGCUGCUCCCACCCUGGAGGAGUCCUGGACUUCGGUCAUGUGAUGGAGAAGGACAGUGUGUGUCAGGUCCUAAAGCUACAGAACAGGUCUGCAGUCCAGGUGGGCUUCAGGGUCCGGUUGGCCGGUCUGGCUCCAUCCGGUCCAUGGUCUGGACCUGAUGUACUGGACCUCCUCCAGGGCACAGACAUUCAGCCAACUGUGGGAGCUCAGAGCUCCAGUGGGCUGAGUGGGUUCAGUGUGGUGCCAGCAGAGGGCAGCGUCGCUCCAGGACAGACUGAGGACAUCAGCGUCGCCUUCCGUCCCCAUCAGCCGUCUGAACUGUGCAGAGCCAGACUGACCGUGGAGCUGAUGGACGGGAGGACCGUGUGUGAGGUGGACGUGAAGGGCGCGGCCGCGUCACACAACGUGUACGUGUGUGGAGCAGACCCGCCCACGCUGCCCGUCGAGUCCCUGGUCCCGCCUCUGACCACCGCCCCCCCGCCCACAGGAGCGUCGGAGGCGCACACGUCCAUCCCUGUGACGCUGACCCUGAAGGCCCGCUGUGACGCCGGGGUGGUCCAACCUGUGGUCCGAGGGCUGCAGGUGGGCUGCAUCCGCUCCACACAGUCCAGUAAGAAGAGCGCUGACUUUCACUGGGAUCAUGUGACGUCGCUGCAGCAGCAGGGCUUCAGUGUGGAGCCAAUCAGAGGCAGCGUGGAGGCGGGACAUACACGCACUAUCAGCAUAACAUGGAGACCACAGCGAGGACACAAGCCCUAUGACGUGGUCCACUCGUGUGUGUCUCUAACCUUAAAGGGGGAUCACAUCCACGUCUACAGAGUCACCCUCUUGGCUUUGGUGUCCAAUGCCAGCGACUGACCUCUGACCUCUGACCUCUACCUGAAGGCCUGACAGCGUCACACACUCUGACAGCGUAUAGAACCCAUUCUGUGUGUACGUACAUGAACACAGCGUU
Sphaeramia orbicularis (orbiculate cardinalfish) is the source of this 3661-nucleotide messenger RNA. Its product is annotated as cilia- and flagella-associated protein 74-like. Bases 1 to 3564 code for a protein of 1187 amino acids. The record is from RefSeq and is a predicted model, not a curated record. The transcript has 27 exons. NCBI's taxonomy places the organism in Eukaryota, Metazoa, Chordata, Actinopteri, Kurtiformes, Apogonidae.